Menidia menidia (Atlantic silverside) is the source of this 2264-nucleotide messenger RNA. Lineage: Eukaryota; Metazoa; Chordata; Actinopteri; Atheriniformes; Atherinopsidae. The record is from the annotation of a GenBank genome assembly.
CUACAUUUCCCGCGUCUCUCCGCGUGGUUUGGGUUACAUGCUGCUCUUCACGCAGCCAGAACUCUGGCAGCAGUAAAUGUGGUCCUUGAAAGACUCAUUGCACAGGCACAUUUGCAUGGCCUUCAAGAUUGAGAAGUGCUGCCUAACCUUGUUCUAACCUUACGUCCAGUUGAGGAGGAAGGAGGUGAAAAGAUGAUAAUGCAGCGCAUACUUACUCCCGGGAUGCUACGGCGGGCAGCAGCAGUGCGGAUGCUGAUGGCGGGUGCCGCCACACCGGAGUGUGCGAUCUUAAUUCGCUGCUGCACACUCCACCCGUCACCGCUGCAACCUGUCGGCACGCGAUGGCUGUCAGCCUCAGCCAGCAGCCGAGCAGAGCAUCCACCAAAGCACCAACCACCUCAAAAGGAGCCCGAUUCCAGCUCCGCGUCUUCGUCGCAAAAUGCCCAGACAAAGGAACCUGAGCCAGAAAUGGCAGAGAUAGACCCACUUCAGGAUAAGUCCAUCGGUCUGUAUCAGAGGUUUAAAAAGACCCUCAAACAGUACGGGAAGGUGUUGAUUCCAGUACACCUGGCAACAUCCUCCGUGUGGUUUGGAACCUUCUACUAUGCUGCUAUGAAAGGAGUAAAUGUAGUUGCAUUUUUGGAGAUAGUUGGUCUACCAGAGUCACUAGUUGGCCUUUUGAGAGACUCCUCAAGCGGGUAUGCUCUGACUGCCUACGCCAUGUAUAAGAUUGCAACCCCCGCUAGAUACGCUGUGACUCUGGGCGGCACGUCAGCAUCUGUCCAGUACCUCCGCAAGCACGGCUAUUUGUCCACGCCUCCGCCCGUUAAAGAAUACCUGCAGGAUAAAAUGGAGGAAACCAAGGAGAGGUUUUCAGAAAAAAUGGAAGAAACAAAAGAACGCUUUUCAGAGAAAAUGGAAGAGACAAAGGACAAACUCUCUGAGAAACUACAGGAAACCAAAGACAGAGUCACUGAGGGGAAAGCAUUUUUUAGAAAGAAAGGUGAUUAGCGACUCACACAUACGGGCAAGUAAACGGUCCUGAUUUGAUCUCGUAGUCAGUGAGUUGGGGAGGAGGGACACCUAUUUCAGAGACUAAUGGAAGAAGAAGUGGAGCAUUGCACUAUCCCUGUCCUGACAUAUCUGUCUGUCUGUUGGCAACCUUUGUCUAUUCAAGUGUCAAACAUUGUCCUUUACUGUCACAAACCUGCCACAGUGCACUGUAAGUGUAGAGCUGAUGGGAGUUACGCAGUCUGCUGGCAGGGCUACACUCAGGCUCUGUCCUCCAUGGCUGGAUUUGCACAGGCUCAAACCAUCUGGCAUUCGACGCUUUUAGACUGUAAGUCAGUUAUUCAACAGAAGCAGUUCACCUGUUUCUCCUUUUGCAUACAUGAGAUUGGAUUAGUAAUGAUGUUCAUUAAAACGCCUGAUAAAGACAACACGGGUGAGGCCGGUGAUAAUCCCUCUGACUGGUAGGAGAAUAGAACUUGAAGCGCAUCGUCAUCGUGUGGUCUAGCAAGCCUUUGUGAAGGCUGAAAGUAUCACCUUGUGUCUUCUAAAAUGUAAUUUGAAAGAAACUGAUAGCUAAAACUAAUAUAUCGCGUUAUUGGUGGUUUCUCUACCACAUCAUGUUUUGACUGAACAUUGUGCAUGAAAGUACUUAAUCAGAUGAUUGUUUAAAAGAUACAUUAAUGCAGAUAUGGUCAGGACAUGUCUGUUGACAUGGAAGGAAAAGGUUUUACACUGGUAAAAAAAAUGAUAGCUUGUGCUUAAAAAUAUUCCGGAAAUAAAUGCAAAUCAAACAAGUUUUUAAAAACAGUAUUUAGUCAUGUCCAGAGAGCAAAAAACCAAAUUAGGUCUCUACAAAAACAUUAAAAAGUGAAUGGUAAAAGUAUGUGGGAAAGUUAUCGAUGGGAAUUUAAAAUUGGCAUAUGUGUUUACUGCUUAGUGAUUAUAGUUCUCCUUUAAAAAAAAAAAAAAGGAAGAAACGUGAAGUACCACACAAUAAAGUGGAUGAUUCGGGACAAUGUUUUCAGUUUGUGCUAAAUGUUGCAAACUGAAGGAAACGGGCCGAUAUUUUCACAGACUAUUUAAGUCUGAGAGGUAAUCUAAGUGUAGAGAAACCAAAUCAAUCUAUUUGAGAAUGAUGUGUAUAAGUUUGUGGAAAAAAAUAAAUGCAAUUACAAUUAGGACUCCUAUAGAAAAACAAGGUAGAGGUUCUAACAGUUUUUGUACAGCAGGAAAGCAACAAGGAGAAUUAAUUU